UUGUUAGGUUUCCUUGUGUGUAGUUCACGGGGAGAGAACGCGCUGUGAAAGAUGGAUACGCUCUUUUUUAGCCCGACGGAUAGGCAUUUAAUUUAGGGAACACCCGAUGCCGCUGCUGGACAGAAGUAAUGGGCAGAUUUUGGACCGCGCCGGACUCGUUAUUGGUUUCCUGGGAGUAGAAGAGGCCUGUGUUCGAUGCUUGAAAACAGAAACAACCGCACAGUUCUGCAGCAAACACACAAACAGUGAUUUCUUUCCCCUCCAAGGCGUGCAUUGCCAGAUUACAAACACACAUCUGUGAAUAUACUGACACGCGCGUAAAACCGACAGAACUAUGGAGCACACCGGGAUCGAGGAGGUGAACCAGACGCACCAGCAGCAGCAUGAGCCCAUCAGCUUCGGGAUCGACCAGAUCCUGAACAGCUCGGACCAGUCCAGCGGCUGCAUGCUGCCCAACCGGACCAACGGCGACCCGGAUUACGCGCUGGCCCCCAACGUCUACAGCAACGGGUACAACAGCGUCUACAACCCGGCCUGCUCCAUGGCGGCGGCGGCGGGUCUGGCCGGCUCCUACAACGUCAACAUGAACAUGAACGUCAGCAUGAACAUGAACAUGAACGUUAACGUGAACUCGGGCGGUGGCGCCGGCGGGGUGAUCCGGGUGCCGGCGCACAGACCCAUGCCGCCGCCGCCGCCCUCCGUCGCCGCCGCGCCGCAUCCGCCCCCCUCAGGGCAUCCACCGGGCAUCGGACCCGGCAUCCCCUCGGUGCCCGGGAUGGGGAUGGGGAAUGCGGCCAACUUCACCUUCCCGUGGAUGGAGAGCAGCAGGAGGUUCGCCAAGGACAGACUAACAGGGGAGCAGGCAGAGGAGAGCCGAAUUGGAGAGGCCACAGGGGGGCCGGGGGUCGGGUCCCUCUGUCAUCUCCCCAAGGGAGACAUCGGCAGGGUCCCUGUCUGGAGCACUGUGGAGACGUUAGCUAAAUGCUAUUACCCCGAGCUCGCUCACCUGCGAGACGGCAGUGGCCUCCUAGCAGACUAUCCUUUCCCAAAGGGGGCUUGCCCAGCUGCCCUCUCGCCUUUCUCCGUGACCCGUCGUAUCGGCCACCCUUACCAGAACCGGACGCCGCCCAAGAGGAAAAAGCCUCGCACCUCCUUCAGCCGGGUGCAGAUCUGCGAGCUGGAGAAACGCUUCCACCGCCAGAAGUACCUGGCGUCGGCCGAGCGCGCCACCUUGGCCAAGGCCCUGAAGAUGACAGACGCACAAGUCAAGACCUGGUUUCAGAACAGACGGACAAAAUGGCGGAGACAGACUGCAGAGGAGCGAGAGGCAGAACGGCAGCAGGCCAACCGGCUGAUGCUGCAGCUUCAGCAGGAAGCCUUCCAGAAGACGUUGAGCCAGCCUCUGCAGCCGGACCCACUCUGCCUGCACAACUCCUCGCUCUACGCCCUGCAGAACCUGCAGCCCUGGGCAGAUGACAAUAAGGUGACCUCCCUCACCUCCGUGGCAUCUGUAGUGUGAGCGUGUGUGUGUGUCUGUGUUUGUGUGUGUGUGUGUGUGUGUGUGUAGGACACAGAGAAAAAGAGAGAGGGGAAAGAAGCAGGGAAUGAAAUGUCUGUAUCAAGUUGACAGCAGUAAGAAUGGACAAAAUAGCACAGCAGCAUUAUGGGAUUGUUAUAGAUACAGGAAAGUAUUUGAAUGGACGUCGUGCUUCCUCAGUCAUUGAUCGUUACCAGCAACAUGGUGUAGAGAGAGGGAGAGAGAGAGAGAGAGAGAGAGAGAGAGAGAGAGAGAGAGAGAGAGACAGAGAGAGAGAGAGAGAGAGAGCAGCUAUCUGUUUCUGCCCAGAGCUACAAAACACUGUCUGUGGACUUCACAGCUCCGCAGCCGCACUGGCAUCGCUGGUUGUCACAGAUUAAACAGCUGUUACCUUAACUUUCUAAAAUGUGUUGAGUCAUUCUCCUGCCUUACACCAAG
Hippoglossus stenolepis (Pacific halibut) is the source of this 1975-nucleotide messenger RNA. RefSeq names its product T cell leukemia homeobox 2 (gene tlx2). NCBI's taxonomy places the organism in Eukaryota, Metazoa, Chordata, Actinopteri, Pleuronectiformes, Pleuronectidae. The transcript has 4 exons. Gene Ontology annotation, molecular function: DNA-binding transcription factor activity, RNA polymerase II-specific; RNA polymerase II cis-regulatory region sequence-specific DNA binding. Gene Ontology annotation, biological process: regulation of transcription by RNA polymerase II; animal organ development. Gene Ontology annotation, cellular component: nucleus. The coding region runs from base 335 to 1519 and encodes 394 amino acids. The record is from RefSeq and is a predicted model, not a curated record.